AUGCUCUUCUCCUUCGCCGCUUUCUUUCCUCUCAUCCUCUUGGUCAACGCCCACCCCUCUGGCAAAAAGGUGUCGCACAACGGUCCAGCCACUGGUCCCCACACCGGUCCCAAUACGCCGCCACGCACACUCCCACUCCAGCGCUUGCCCUCUCGCGAGUCCUCACCUUCUCUGUCCGAGAAACAGGCAUGGCUCUUGGACCAAGCGGCUGUUCUACAGCACAAGUAUGCUCCCGAGCUCGACGAAGAAUGGAAGAAAUAUAUCGGCAUGAAUGAGAAGAGGGAUGUUGGUACUGCUCAACUCACGGAUGUUGACUACGAUGGCUGGUAUCUAGGAGCUGUUCACAUCGGCACACCUCCUCAAGAGCUGCUCCUCGUGCUCGACACUGGCUCGGCUGAUCUCUGGGCGGCAGGUGCGGCUUGUGGUUCAUGUGGUAACGGAGAGAGGUUCGACCCUACCGCUUCGUCUACAUACCAACAGACCGACGGCACCUUCGCUAUUACCUACGGCUCAGGUAGUGUUUCCGGCAACCUUGGCACCGACGUCAUAGAGCUCGCUGGUUUCUCCCUACCCAAUAUCUCCUUCUCUAUCGCGAACGAAGCGAGCAACGGACUCAUCAGCGCCCCCGUCUCCGGCAUCAUGGGCCUUGCCUUCCAGAACGUCUCCACCUCCAAAGAAGCGACUUGGUGGGAGACCCUUGCGACCUCCGGCCGAUGGGAUUCUCCCGAGUUUGGCGUCUACAUGGCGAGAUUCAGAGGGAAUACGAACGCUUCUAGAGUCGAGACAGACGGUGGAUCCAUUACCUUCGGUGGCGUCGAUCGUACCAAGUUUGUAGGUGAACUCAACUACGUCUCCAUCGACUCUUCAGCCCGAGACUACUGGCGCAUCCCUGUGGAAGACUUGACCGUCAACGGCAACUUCAUCAACAUCGUGAGUCGCUAUUCCCCAAAACACCAACAUUUGGCUAAUCACCGGCAGUCUCAACCACAAGCUGCUAUCGACACCGGUACCACCCUCAUCGGCGCUCCUCCCUCCGCCGUCCAAGCCAUCUUUGCUCAAAUCCCAGGAUCUCAGCCUCUCAACGCCAGUAUCGCCGGAAAUGGAUAUUGGCAGUACCCUUGCAACGCUACGGUCUCGGUCGUCUUUCAGUUCGGCGGGGAAAAGUACGAGAUGAGCAAUCAAGACAUGAACCUUGGAUCGUAUACAAGCGACAGUAGCAUGUGUACGGGAGCUUUCUUUGAACAACAGAUGUCUUCUUCGUCUCCUAUCCAGUGGAUCGUCGGCGCUUCCUUCCUCAAGAAUGUGUAUACCUCUUUCCGGAACGACCCUACAGCUAUCGGCUUUGCUCCCCUCCUCAAUGCUCAGUAA
Messenger RNA from Cryptococcus wingfieldii CBS 7118, 1368 nucleotides. RefSeq lists its product as hypothetical. Bases 1 to 1368 code for a protein of 455 amino acids. NCBI's taxonomy places the organism in Eukaryota, Fungi, Basidiomycota, Tremellomycetes, Tremellales, Cryptococcaceae. Gene Ontology annotation, molecular function: aspartic-type endopeptidase activity. Gene Ontology annotation, biological process: proteolysis. The transcript has 6 exons. The record is from RefSeq and is a predicted model, not a curated record.